Messenger RNA from Ananas comosus (pineapple), 878 nucleotides. RefSeq lists its product as uncharacterized. Lineage: Eukaryota; Viridiplantae; Streptophyta; Magnoliopsida; Poales; Bromeliaceae. The coding region runs from base 58 to 636 and encodes 192 amino acids. The record is from RefSeq and is a predicted model, not a curated record. The transcript is spliced from 2 exons.
GAUACGGAUACAGAGAGAGACAUCACCUGCUCCCUUGCUUACCCUUCACAAACCCAAAUGGCGAACGAGGGCGAUCGGGAAGAAACCAUCGAGGAAGAGGAACCCUCCCCGAUCUCUAACCCUAACCCUAACCCUAACCCUAACCCUAGUCCUAGAUCGGCCCAAACGAAGGCCCCGGAGGUGGAGAUCCACCUCUUCCGGGGCGGGCGGGGGCCCAUCGACGUGUUCCGAUCGCGGCUCGGGGGCUGGGACCAGAACCAGCUCGAGGUACAGGACAUCCUCGACAAGUACGGCUUCAAAUCCCUCCACGCCUUCAACCCUAGCUCGGGCCGCAGCGUCGCCGUCCGAUUCAACCCCCGCAACGGCCGAUCCCUCCUCCCCUACGCCGACGGAUCCGUCGUCUUCGUCGACGGCGAGCCCAAGGAUUCGUUGGUGAAACCCGUGACGAAGAUACUGGUUGGGGUCGCGGUGAUCACGCUGCUCGUAGCUUUGUUCUUCAAGGAGGCGCCGGAGUGGUUGAGGGCGACGAGGUUCUCGGCUGGGAAUUUUCCCCCAUGGAUUUUGGCCUGUAUUGUUAUAGUUUUUACUCGGCUGAGGAAGAGGACUAGGGAUGUGUUGAAAAAAUUUGGUUGGUAAUAAUCUAUGGGAACUUUUGGAAAAAAAAGAAAAGUUCCGGGGGAUAAGUUUUCUCCACUACUAGGCUUUUUUUUUUUUUUUUUUUUAGACUGAUCAUUUGGAACAAUUGUAGUUUUUGAGAGAGAAACGAAUGGAAAUUGUGUUUUGAUGAUCACGCCAAAUUUGUGUUUAUGCAUAUUUCCUUUGGGAACUUCUUAUGUAACUUUUGCAUGUAUUGUUUAUGUAUUAAUUCAUUCGAAAAA